GGAAAGAGAGAGAGAGCUGUGUUUUCAUUCUUUAUAACAGUGAGAAUUGGCCUGCCCAGAAGGAUGAGGGGAACCCAAGGGUGCUAAUCCCAGACCCAUACACUGCCCCACUUCUCCCCACACCUGCCCCAGGUCUCACUGUGCUCCUAUUCCCUCACCCCACCUCAGAAGCCCCUGGUUCCACCUGCUAUGCCAAGGCUAAUGCUUCAAUUAUUUAAAUAAAAGAAAGGGGCAGCUCUCAUCUCUCUCCCUUUUUCUGUUGUCACCAUCAUGAACACAGACUGUGUGCAGCCCAUCAAGUUGGCCCGGGUUACCAGGGUACUGGGCAGUACCCAGGUGCACAUGGAGUUCAUGGACAACAUGAGCCAGUCCAUCAUCUGCAACAUGAAAGGCCCCUUGUGGGAGAGGGACCUGCUUAACCUGCUGGAGUCAGAAUGCAAGGCCUGGAGGCUGUGGUGA
This is a messenger RNA of Gracilinanus agilis (Agile Gracile Mouse Opossum), 459 nucleotides long. Its product is annotated as 40S ribosomal protein S28-like. Bases 271 to 459 code for a protein of 62 amino acids. Gene Ontology annotation, biological process: translation. Gene Ontology annotation, molecular function: structural constituent of ribosome. The record is from RefSeq and is a predicted model, not a curated record. The transcript has a single exon. Gene Ontology annotation, cellular component: ribosome. NCBI's taxonomy places the organism in Eukaryota, Metazoa, Chordata, Mammalia, Didelphimorphia, Didelphidae.